UCUGAGCACCCCGGAGAUUAAAGCGAGGAAGCUGGACCAGCUCGGCAAGGACAAGCCGUCCGGCAAGGAUAAGCAGGGCAAGGAUGCGAAGGAGAAGCAGCAGACGGGAGGAGGCGGGAGUAAAGCCACCAGUGCCUCCUCGAUACCACCGCUGGCGCCUCACCGGCAACACUGCACCCAGGUCCGGACACGGAGGCUGAUGAAGGAGCUACAGGAGAUCAGGAGGUUAGGGGAUAACUUCAUCACGGUGGAGCUGGUGGAGGACAACCUGUAUGACUGGAACGUCAAGCUGCACCAAGUGGACAAGGACUCGGCGCUGUGGCAGGACAUGAAGGAGACCAGCACCGAGUUCAUUCUGCUCAACGUCACCUUUCCCGAUAAUUUCCCCUUCUCGCCGCCGUUCAUGCGGGUCCUGACACCCCGGUUGGAGAACGGCUACGUGCUGGACGGUGGGGCCAUAUGCAUGGAGCUGUUGACCCCCCGCGGAUGGUCCAGCGCCUACACGGUGGAGGCGGUCAUGAGGCAGUUUGCGGCCAGCCUCGUAAAAGGACAGGGGCGUAUAUGUAGGAAAGCAGGGAAGUCCAAGAAAGCUUUCAGCCGCAAGGAAGCCGAGGCCACCUUCAAGUCUCUGGUGAAGACCCACGAGAAGUACGGCUGGGUGUCUCCGCCCGUGUCCGACGGCUGA
Molecule: messenger RNA, 685 nt
Organism: Scomber japonicus (chub mackerel)
Lineage: Eukaryota; Metazoa; Chordata; Actinopteri; Scombriformes; Scombridae
Gene: ube2ql1
Product: ubiquitin-conjugating enzyme E2Q family-like 1
Exons: 2
Coding region: 200-685 (161 amino acids)
Source: RefSeq, a predicted model, not a curated record